AUGCCAAAGAAAUUGUACACAGUAAAGAAAAUAACAAGAUUUCAACAAGAUAUGAAGCAUGUUCUUCUUUGGACAGAUGUGCCAGGUUUUGAUGAAGAAGGACAGAGAAUAUUUCUGAAGAGAAAUUGCCAAACAAAAGGUUGCUACAUAAGUAAAAAUAAAAGUCUUUUCGGCGAUGUGAGGUAUUUUGAUGCUAUACUCUUUAAUGUGGAAGAAAUAAGUGAGAGGAAAAUAGAGUUACCAUCAGUUAGGAGUGGCUUGCAGAAGUAUAUCUUCGUUGCGAAAGAGUCAGCUGAUAAUUACCCAGUGUGUGAUGAAGUUUACGAUGAUUUCUUUAACUGGACUUGGACAUAUAGAAUCGAUUCAACAAUACCGUACAGGUUCUUUGCCGUGAGAAACCUUCAUGACCAAGACUUGGGGACAGGAUAUUUCCAACAUCACACGAAGAUUAUUGGACUAGACAAGUUCCUCAAAUCUCAGUUGUAUUCAAAGUCCAAGGCAGCCGUCAUCUUUUUGGACAAAUGUAAAAGCAGAAGCAAGAGGGAAGAUUUCGUUUUUGAAUUAAAUAAAGAGUUAGAAAAAUAUAAUCUGAGUGUAGAUGUCUAUGGUAAAUGUGGAAAGCAGUGUGCGAGGAAGACAAUGGCGCCAUGUUUCUGGAGACUGAGGAAGAAUUACUUCUUCUAUCUCGCUCUAGAAGAUUCUGUGGCAGUGGAUUAUAUAACGGAACAUAUAUUGUAUGGUUAUAAGUAUAACGCUGUGCCUAUUGUUUAUGGUGGGGCGAAUUAUUCCGAAUUCCUUCCAAAAAACUCUUACAUAAGCGCCGUGGACACCGACAACAAGCAUUUAGCUUCUCUUAUAAACGACUUGAUACAGAAUCGAAGCCGUUACUACGACUACUUUGAAUGGAAGAACCACUACACCGUAACGGACCACCCAGUUUUGGACCCUUGCAGUCUUUGCAGGACUCUGAAUUAUGAACCCUGGCUUACUCAUAGAGUAUCGUAUAUUUUCUUUAGAGAGUGGUGGAGUAGUAACUAUAAGACGCGGUGCAGCGAAGAUUCGAAAUUUACAUGGUUUUAA
Amyelois transitella is the source of this 1080-nucleotide messenger RNA. Its product is annotated as alpha-(1,3)-fucosyltransferase C-like. Gene Ontology annotation, cellular component: membrane. The record is from RefSeq and is a predicted model, not a curated record. Gene Ontology annotation, molecular function: alpha-(1->3)-fucosyltransferase activity. NCBI's taxonomy places the organism in Eukaryota, Metazoa, Arthropoda, Insecta, Lepidoptera, Pyralidae. The coding region runs from base 1 to 1080 and encodes 359 amino acids. The transcript has 3 exons.